ACAAGAAAACGUGGGGUUCACUAUUUGUGAUAACAAAAGACUGACAAACACUGUGACUGAUGCCGUUAAGUUUCAGCUCUAAAAGCAGUGGAAUCUGCUGAAACUUUUACGGAAGUGACGGUAUGUCAGUUGACGUCUUUCGCGGGAUUUGAUGCUAACCACUAAACCUGGAACACCACCUCCUUUAAGCUUAUAUUUACAGACUGAAAGAUGCCACCAAAGAAAAAGGCCAGAGUUACUAAAAGAACGGCAAAGUCAGAUAAAGAUGAGCGUGAAUCUGUUUCAACUGUGAAAGCAGCUGAUAAAACAGCUGGCCAUAAGAGAAAAGCUGUGAGUUCUGUUGAAACUGGAAAUAAUGGAACGUCAGAAUCAUCUGGUGCUCCUCAGUACUGUCACUGGUUGAUGAAGUCUGAGCCUGAGAGCCGUUUUGAGAAUGGGAUUGAUGUGAAGUUUGGGAUAGAAGAUCUGAAAGCUCUGCCUGAUCAGACUGACUGCUGGGAUGGUGUCCGCAACUACCAGGCACGCAAUUUCAUGAGGCAGAUGAAAGAAGGGCAGUUGGCUUUCUUCUACCACAGCAACUGCAAAGACCCGGGGAUAGCUGGAAUCAUGAAAAUUGUGAAGGAAGCAUACGUGGACCACACUCAGUUUGACAAGAAAGAUGUACAUUAUGAUGCGAGCAGCAAACCAGAAAACCCCAAGUGGAGCAUGGUAGAUGUUCAGUAUCAAAGGAUGAUGAAGCGUUUUCUUCCUUUGUCUGAACUUAAAAAGUACCACCUGGAGCAUCGCCCCAAAGGGGGGAUUUUAAAGGACAUGGCGCUCUUCACACGAGCAAGACUGUCUGUUCAACCACUCACUGCUGAGGAGUUUGACUUUAUCCUGAGUUUGGAGGACAAAGAGCCACUCUGAGGAUCUGGACUAAACAUCUACCAUAAACCCAGAGUAAAUUGUUUAUUAGGAAACAGUAGUGUUGUUUUUCUUUGUCAAUAAAAGUUAAUAGAUGUAUUUGUUAAA
Sphaeramia orbicularis (orbiculate cardinalfish) is the source of this 1011-nucleotide messenger RNA. RefSeq names its product thymocyte nuclear protein 1 (gene thyn1). Gene Ontology annotation, cellular component: nucleus. The record is from RefSeq and is a predicted model, not a curated record. Bases 211 to 906 code for a protein of 231 amino acids. Lineage: Eukaryota; Metazoa; Chordata; Actinopteri; Kurtiformes; Apogonidae. The transcript has 8 exons.